AUGUUGGAAGGACUCGUCGCCGGCUUGCUCAACCGCUUCCUGGGCAUGUACGUCAAGAACUUCGAUCCCACACAGCUCAAGGUUGGCAUCUGGUCCGGCGACGUCAAGCUGCGAAACCUCGAGCUCCGUCGAGAAGCCCUUGAUCAGCUCAAGUUGCCCAUCAACGUCAUCGAGGGGCAUCUGGGCGAGCUGACCCUCUACAUUCCCUGGUCCAACAUUCGGGGCGCUCCGGUCAAAGUCUUUAUCGAAGACGUAUACUUGCUGGCGAGUCCCAAAGAGGAGGCCGAAUAUGACGAGGAUGAGGAGCAGCGGAGGAAACAGAGGCUCAAGAUGGAGAAGCUGGAGAACGCCGAGCUGCUGAAAGAGCGCAGCAAGGCUGGCAUGAGCCAAGAAGAGCAGAAGAAGAACCAGAGCUUUGCGCAGAGCUUGGCCACCAAGAUCACGGACAAUUUGCAGAUUACAGUCAAGAACAUUCACAUUCGAUACGAAGACUCCAUCUCUGCGCCUGGCCACCCAUUCGCCCUCGGUGUCACGCUUGAACAGUUUAGCGCUGUCAGCGCCGAUGGCCACUGGACGCCGUCCUUCAUCCAAGACUCGACAAAAACGACACACAAGCUCGCAACGCUGGAUUCUUUGGCCGUGUACUGGAACACCGACUCAGAGCUCUUCACCAAUGGCCGCGACCCAAUAUCUCACGAGGACAUGGUCAGCAAGUUUAAGAGUACGCUUGCCAAGGUCCACGUCGUCGACUCGAGCAAUCAGUUCAUUUUGAAGCCUGUCAGCGGACAAGCAAAGAUCGAGCUGGAUAAAUCUGGAGCUAUCGAAGCGCCCAAGUUCAAAGCCACCCUCUUGUUCGACGAGAUUGGUGUUGUAUUAGACGACGACCAGUACCGGGAUUCAUUGAUGAUGGUGGACCUAUUCCACUACUUCAUUCGCCACCAGGAAUAUAAAGCACUGAAACCAAAGGGCGUCACUCCAAAGGAGGAUCCCCGAGCUUGGCUGCUAUUUGCAGGAAAUGCCAUCUUGGGUAAGAUUCAUGAGAGGAACCGUAAGUGGUCUUGGGAUUACUUCAGAGAGCGCCGCGAUGAUCGUAAACGGUAUAUCGAGCUAUUCAAGAAGAAGAAGCAAGGACUUGCUUUCGAAGCCGAAGAAACGGAGACUUUUGAUAAGCUUGAAACGAAGCUUAGCUAUGAAGACCUUAGAUUCUGGCGCUCGUUAGCCCGCAACCAGCUAAAGAAAGAGAAUGCAGCUGCCCUGAGCAAGCAACCUCAGCAACCACAGCAGCAAGGUUGGGUUGCCUGGAUGUGGGGCUCCAAGCCAACGGGGACCAUUGAACAAAACGAGGAGAACACGCAGAUGACGGAAGAGCAGCGUAAAGAGCUGUACGAAAUGAUCGACUGGGAUGAGAAGACUGCCCUCGCCGAAGAAGUUGAUGUCCCACGUGAAGCCGUUAACAUGUGCAUUGAGGCAUCACUCAGAACCGGCAGCUUUACGCUAAAAAAGAGUCCUCACCACAAUACCAUGGAUCUUCUCAGCUUGCACUUUGACGUAUUCAAAGCCAAGGCUCUGCAAAGAAAAGACUCAGUCCUAGCUAGUAUCAGUCUGGGCGGCCUACGCGUCAAUGAUGGCACAACUCCCGACAGUCUUUACCCAGAAAUUGUUCGAGUCAAAGACGCCCAACAGCGCAAGGUCAUCUCGCUUGAGGAACUAGAAACUACUGACGAGGAACCGUUUUUCGAGUUUGAGAUUGAACAGAACCCUCUGGAGCGGGAAGGUGACAUCGCGAUUGUAGGCAAGCUGAAGCCUCUCGAAGUUGUCUGGAACCCCAAUUUCGUUGUGGGGGUUGUUGACUUUUUCCGGCCUCCGGAGAGGCACAUGGAGUCUAUUGCUGCUUUGAUGGAGACUGCCGGUGCUACGGUUGAAGGCCUCCGUGAACAAACGCGAGUAGGCCUGGAGUUUGCACUGGAGGAGCACAAAACUAUCAACGCCGAGCUGGAUCUACAGGCACCGCUCAUCAUCAUUCCAGUUAGCAUCACUACCGAGCGCUCGACGUGUCUUGUUGUAGACGCAGGUCACAUGCACGUCAACAGCCAGCUGGUCGACGAAGAGACAUUAAAAGAGAUCCAAGCCAAACAGCGCCAGUCGUACAACGAAGAGGACUUUAAGCGCCUUGAAUCUGCCAUGUAUGACAGAUUCAUCGUCAAAUUUACUUCAACUCAAGUCCUCAUCGGGCCCUCCAUUGAAGAAGCCAAGUCUCAAUUGACCAGUAAAUCUGGUGGAUCUCCUCUACAUGUAGUGGAAGAGAUCAAUGUCGAUUUUGUGGUGGCAAUGUCAAUUUUACCCAAGGCACCUAACCUCACCAAGCUGAAAGUCUCUGGCCAUCUGCCCAUGUUGCAUGCCACGGUCUCUGAUACCAAGUACAAGAACUUGAUGCAGAUUAUCGACGUUGCAAUACCAAAAUUCGGCAAGGAGACGGAACAAACCGUUGCACCUACUCCUGGAAGACCACCGUCCUCACGGUCUUCACGACCACGGCUGGGCAGCAGUGCUUCUAGCCGAUCGGCGCUCAGGUCGAUGCGUAACCGCCGACAAUCUGCAUUCCCAUUCCUGCAGUCAUCUACGGCAGUCAUCUUGGAGGAUAUUGAUGACGAUGACGACGACGACUUCGAAGAUGCUGAAGACGGGAGUCAUAGCGAGCAGUUCAAGAUGCAGCAGCGGAGCUUCGAGUUCAACUUCAAAGUAGACACUCUAAAGGGCUCGCUUUAUCGAAGCGAUCCAAACAGAGCGAACCCCGAUGCUCUGCUUGUGGAAUUAGUGGCGGAACGCUUUGAUCUAUCCUUCUACACCAGGCCCUAUGACAUGGCAGCGGAAGUUUCCCUUGGGUCGGUAACAGUGGACGAUUUUGUCGAUAACCCGCCGGCUGAAUUCAAAUCUAUCGUGUCUUCUGGCGACCGAGAGGAUCUUCAAGCUGGGCGAAGCCUUGUUCAUGUAAAAUUUGUGCGAGUCAAUCGCCUAUCCCCAGAAUUCAUGCCUGUGUAUGAGGGUGUAGAAACAAACAUUACCACAACCAUAUCUACCAUAAACCUGGUAGUCACCCGGAAGACUCUCCUCACCCUGCUGGACUUUAUUCUCGUCACAUUUACAAGCAACAAUGGCGACGGACAGGCGAGCCAGGCUGCUCCUGCUCAAAUUGGCAAUACCGAAGACGACCUAGCUGUAGGACCCGUCGUUAUUGAAGAGCCGGUACAGAAUGUGAACGCUACGAGCUCGAUCCGCGUCAAGGUGGAGCUGAAGAGUAUACGACUUAUCUUGAAUAACGAUGGUAUCAAGUUGGCAACCCUUUCUUUCAACCACGCUGAUGCCGGUAUCUUCCUUCGAGGUCAGACGAUGCGAAUCUCGGCCAAAUUGGGCGACCUCUCCCUCAUCGACGACGUCAAUCUGGGUGUUUCAGAGGAUUCUCAUCUCCGAAAGCUCGUUACUAUUCAGGGGGAUGACCUUGCUGAUUUCCGAUACGAGACUUUUGAUUCUCAAAAUCCCCAAGCGUACCCUGGAUAUGACAGCUCAAUCUUCCUGCGUGCGGGCUCCGUCAAGGUCAAUUUUGUAGAGGAGCCUUUCCGCAAGAUUAUCGACUUCUUGGUCAAGUUUGGGAAGAUGCAGGCACUGUACAAUGCUGCACGCCAAGUUGCCAUGAAUAGAGCCAACCAGAUACAGCAAAGCCCAAGCAAAAUUAAGUUUGAUGUUGUGGUUAACACGCCGAUUGUCGUCUUUCCGCGCGCCGUCAUUCCUGGUCGCCCCCAGCGUGAUCUCGUCACGGCUUACCUAGGAGAAAUUUAUGCGCAAAAUAAGUUCGUCCCUCUUGAUGACAGCAGCAACGCCAAUGUGGCCAUGAAGAUUUCUACAGGAAUCAGGAACAUUCGCCUUACUUCAAUCUUCCAUUAUGCUGAUGGCAAAUCUGAGGAGUUGGAGAUGAUUGACCACGUCGACCUUGGGUUUAACAUCACCCACGCUGAACAUACCAGUGGCGUGAAACGGCCAGAUACUGAAAUCGAAGGAACAGUAUCUGACAUCAAGCUCCAGAUAAACCAGCACCAACUCAAAUUCUUGAUGGAGAUUUCAAGGGCCGUCCCCGCUGCUUUUGCUGGGGACGGCGAUGCCAACGUGGAGGCCGAACGACUUGUUGACAACCAGACUCUGGAGCGCGCUAAAGCCUCGCCAGCUGAUGACGAUCAGUCUACGAAUGAGCAACCGCUAGUUGAUCUUAGUCCUGAGCUGGGUUCAGCUUCUAGCGUGUGGACCAAGCUGGAUUUUGUAUUCAAUGCGAACACCAUAGGCCUUGAAAUCAUCAUGGCUCCGGACGAAGGGCCAGUCAAAGAUGUAGCCGCCUGCAGCCUUUCACGCUUCUCUCUUGACGAAACUCGAGUCAAGACAAGAAUGAUGUCUGAUGGCUCAAUCGAAGCUGAGCUCCUUAUCCGCUCUUUCACAAUCUACGACAGUCGUCCUAGGGAUACGAACAAGUUCCGCCGAAUCAUGACGUCUUCCAAUAAAGAGGCGCAACAGUUGAUGGCCAGCGUGACAAUAUCUGGUGGGCAAGAGCGUAAUAUCAUUGCGAUAGCCACCAUUGACAGCCCUCGCGUCAUUUUUGCCCUUGAUUAUCUCUUUGCCCUUCAGAAAUUCGCUACCGAAGGAUUGACGACGCCAGAGGAACCAAGUCUGGUGGAAACUGAAAGUAUUCUGAGCUCUCCUGAGGAAUCUGAUACGGAGUCGAUGCAGGUCACAUUCUCGCAGCGACCGUCGAUCAGUUCCCCACGACCUAGCAUGUCUCCAGGAGAAGAAGCGCAGCAGAAUACUCAAACUCCGAUGAACAUCGCCUUCCGAGUCAAUCUUGUAGAUGCUCAAGUCAUCUUAAUCGCUAAUCCCUUGAGCUCCAACUCGGAAGCGAUUGUUCUUGGAAUUCGCCAAGUCCUUCUCUCAAAGCAGCAUGCCCUUACUUUCCAGAUUUCCGAAAUUGGCAUGUUUUUGUGCCGGAUGGAUAGGUUUGAGACUUCUCGCUUGAGGAUUGUUGAUGAUUUCUCAGUCCAAUUGGGCAUGGAUUCUCCGGAUGCGAACUCGACAGACAUCCAUAUUGAAAUUGAGCCACUUAUCCUAAGACUCUCCUUGAGAGAUAUCCUACUUGCGCUCCAGAUUGUGGGAAGGGCAGGAGAACUAUCUGGGAGUGACUCCAAGGAACCAAAAGAGUCAGCUGCCGAUCAGAAGGCCAAGCAACUGCGGUCCAAAGCCAAAUACAAGCGCGGUGAUGCCUCAACGGCAAAGAGUAAUACCAUAAAGACAGCCUCCACUUCGGCGGCUACGAGAGCGGUAGCUCAGAAGCCGUACUCUCCCCCGAAGAAUGAAAAUCUGUCUGCUACUAUUGAUGGUAUUCGAAUCGUGCUAAUUGGCGAUCUCCACGAACUUCCUAUCCUUGAUAUUGGAAUUCAGAAGUUCACUUCGGUCGCCGAAAACUGGUCGUCAAAUCUCAAGGCUGAAGCUGCCAUUGACAUGUACUCCAACGUGUACAAUUUCGCAAAAUCAAGCUGGGAGCCUCUUUUAGAGCCAUGGCAAGUUGGCCUUGGAGUGGCAAAGGAUUCCGUCAGUGGACUUCUCUCCGUCGACGUCGUGUCAAAGAAGACGUUUGAUGUCACAGUUACAACAGCAACAAUUGCAUUGGCUUCCAAGUCAUUUGACUUCUUGACAGGAUCCGAGAAUGUCCUUGACAAGCCUCGAGGCGUUGAAGCCCCAUACAAAAUCAGAAACUACACGGGCUUCAAUGCUGUUAUCCACUCCAAGAGUCCUAUAAGCUCUGAGCCUAUUACACUGCAGCUCGAAGAUGGCCAAGAAGCCCCGUGGAGUUUUGAAAAUUGGGAGAAGAUGCGAGAGAAUAUUCUUGCAGAGUCACAUCAAAACGAUGUUGGCAUUCACCUUGAAGCAAGCGGGUUCGACCUUAUCAAGAAUGUUUGCCUCAACCGCGAGGGUGAAUUUUUAUACAGCCUACGUCCCAAGACCGACAAUGUCUUGCAUAAGCUUUGUGUGGAAGUUAAUCUAGGAGCCGACAAUGUCAAAUAUGUCACGCUUCGAUCCCCGCUCGUCGUCGAGAACGCUACCCAGAUUCCUGUGGAACUCGGUAUUUAUGACGCUCAAGAUGGUCACCUUCUCAAGAUUGAAAAGAUUGCUCCUGGCGAUUCACGACCUGCUCCUGUUGGAGCCGUGUAUGAGAAGAGGGUUCUCGUGAGACCGGACAGUGGAUUCGGAUAUCAGUGGAGCGCGGAGCAGCUCUGGUGGCAGGAUUUGCUGAAGCGCCCGACGAGGCAGCUGGUCUGCAAGGGUGAAAGUGGUGAUCCGUUCUACUUCCAAGCGCACGCGUCGUUUGAUAGGUCGAAUCCCAAUACUGGAUCGUACCCGUACAUGAAGAUUAAGCUGUCUGCACCCGUUACUCUCGAGAAUCUUUUGCCAUAUGACUUCAAAUAUAGAAUCUACGACAAAAACACAAAGAAGGAUUGGUCGAAUUUCCUUCGCAAGGGUGGCGUUAGCCCUGUCCACGUUGUCGAGCUCUCUCAUCUUCUUCUGCUCAAUAUCGACAUGCAAGAUACUGUCUUCAAGCCAAGCGAUUUUGCUAUCAUCAACUCCGGUACAAACGAAGAUUUCCGCAAAGAGUCACGCAUUGUAGUCAAAGACGACCAAGGCCUUUCCCUCAACCUGAGUCUUCACUACCACAAGGUUCCUCAGAGUGGUGGCGCUUUCAAGGUCACAGUAUACAGCCCCUACGUCAUCCUCAACAAGACUGGAUUGGAUCUUACAAUCAGGGCAAAGAGCUUCCUCCAACAGGCAAAAUCGGCUGCUGGUCAAUACCCGCUCAUUGAUACCUCUGAAAAUGGCCGGCCCAAAGCGCUGCCGUUCAUGUUCUCAUUUGGUAGUAGCGAUGAUACCCGCAAUCGAGCUGUGCUCAAGGUAGCAGACUCUGAAUGGAGCAAGCCUCAGAGUUUUGACGCGAUCGGCAGCACGUCUGAAGUCAUACUCUGUCAUUCCUCCAACAGGAGCAAAGAAAUUCACUUGGGUAUAACAAUCCAAUCUGGCGAAGGAAAAUACAAGAUGACAAAGGUUGUCACGCUCGCGCCACGCUUUGUGCUCAAGAACAAGCUGGAUGAAGAGAUUUUGAUUCGAGAAUCUAGUUCGUCGGGCUACAUGACACUCGCGCCUGGUGCUCUGCAACCGCUUCACUUCAUGCAAAAUUCUACGGUCAAGCAGCUGUGCCUCUGCUUCCCGGGAAUGAAUAAUCAAUGGACGUCUCCUUUCAAUAUUGCUGACAUUGGAGUUACUCACGUCAAAAUUGCCAAGGCAGGCCAGCGUCAACGCCUCAUUAGAACAGAGAUUCUUUUAGAAGACUCGACUAUAUUCCUGCACUUUAGUGCUGAGACAAAGAACUGGCCUUUUUCGAUGAGAAACGAGAGCGAUACCGAGUUCACGUUUUAUCAAGCAAACCCCAACGUUGAAGAAGACGAUGUAGAAGACCGAAGCGGCUGGAAACCUAUCCGAUAUCGCCUGCCACCUAGGAGUAUCAUGCCUUAUGCGUGGGAUUUCCCAGCGGCUAAGUUCCGAGAGGUGGUCAUUGCUACGGCUGGCAAGGAGCGGCACGUCAAACUGGCAGAGAUUGGCAAUCAGUUCCCAAUGAAGUUUACAAGUCAGAAUGGCACUCAGAAGAUCAUUGAUAUCAAUGUUGCUGCAGACGGGCCCACGCAGACGCUCAUUUUGAGCAACUUCCGUCCAAGCCAAAGUUUGUACAGACAAAAGACCCUGUCGAGAACGAAUACUGGACCCGAAGCUUUUGAAGUCAAAGAUCAGAAUACCGGCGCGACGUUUAUGGCUCAGCUUAAACUGUCUGGCGUGGGCAUUUCUUUUAUCAACUCUCAACUGAAAGAGCUUGCUUAUAUCACGUUCAGGGAUGUUCAGUUGCGCUUCUCAGACUCGCCAGUGGUUCAGACUGUGUCGUUGGCCAUCAAGUGGAUACAGAUUGAUAAUCAGUUGUAUGGAGGACUGUUCCCGAUGGUAUUAUACCCCAGCGUGGUGCCUCAAAAAGCACAAGAGAUUGAGGCUCAUCCAUCGCUGCACGCCAUGGUAAGCCGAGUGAAGGACGACUCGUACGGUGUGCUCUACAUCAAGUACGCAAGUAUUCUACUGCAGCAAAUGACGAUUGAUCUCGACGAAGACUUUGUGUUUGCUCUCUUGGACUUUUCGAACAUUCCUGGAGCCAGCUGGAGUACGGAGGAAGAAGAAGGCAAGCUUUGCGAUGAAGAUUUGGACAUUCCAGAGCCGAGUGAGCGAGAAUCUGGCCAGGACAUUUAUUUUGAAGUUUUGAACAUCCAACCGAUGCAAGUGGAUCUCAGCUUUAUGCGUACCGAGCGCAUCAAUGUUGAGGACAAAACUUCUACUCACAAUCCGCUCAUGUUCUUCAUGAACGUGAUGACGAUGGCUAUUGGUAAUGUCAACGAUGCGCCGGUGCGAUUUAAUGCACUCAUACUAGAAAAUGUGCGGGUGUCCACACAGGUGCUUAUCCAAAACAUUUCCAACCACUACAGCCAAGAAGUCAUGUACCAGGUUCACAAGAUUCUGGGCUCUGCCGAUUUCUUGGGUAAUCCGGUAGGCUUAUUCAACAACAUCUCGUCAGGAGUGAACGACAUCUUCUAUGAGCCAUACCAGGGUCUUAUCCUUUCCGAUAGGCCCGAAGAAUUCGGCAUGGGCAUCGCAAAGGGUGCUGCGUCGUUUGCCAAGAAGACUGUUUUUGGAUUUUCCGACAGUUUCUCCAAGUUUACUGGUAGUUUGAGCAAGGGCCUUGCCGCAGCGUCCCUGGAUAAACAGUUCCAGGACCGACGACGAAUUACCAGGGCAAGGAACAGGCCGAAGCAUGCAUUGUAUGGUGUGGCGGCUGGCGCAAACAGCUUGUUUACGAGUGUGGCAUCUGGAGUCGGUGGGUUGGCACUCAAGCCUCUGGAAGGUGCUGAGCAGGGAGGUGCUUUGGGCUUCUUCAAGGGCGUCGGCAAGGGUGUGCUGGGAUUGGCAACCAAGCCGGCAGUGGGCAUUCUCGACAUGGCCAGCAAUGUCAGUGAAGGCAUCCGCAACACCACGACGGUAUUUGAUGGGAAUGAACUGGAACGCACACGACACCCUCGUUUCGUACCCAGCGAUGGAGUCGUGAGACCUUAUAGCUCCAGAGAAGCACUUGGACAGUACUGGCUGAAACAGGUGGACAACGGGCGAUACUUUGACGAGCAGUACAUUGGGCAUCUCGAACUGCCCAAGGAAGACAUGGUCGUGAUGGUGACAUUUUCGCGUAUUCUGCUGAUUCGAUCUCGGCGACUGACCAGCGAGUGGGACGUACCGCUAAAGGACGUUCAGACGAUUGCAAAGGAGCGCACGGGUAUCAGUCUGUCUCUGAGGGAUGGGGCGAAUGGGCCGUUUAUUCCCGUGGGAGGAGGUAGUGAGAGGAGCUUCUUGUAUAAGAUGCUUGGGGUGGCUGUGGAGGAGUUUAAUAGGAGGUUUAGGGGGAGUGAGAGGUGA
Molecule: messenger RNA, 9585 nt
Organism: Trichoderma gamsii
Lineage: Eukaryota; Fungi; Ascomycota; Sordariomycetes; Hypocreales; Hypocreaceae
Exons: 2
Coding region: 1-9585 (3194 amino acids)
Biological process (GO): mitochondrion organization; protein targeting to vacuole; late endosome to vacuole transport
Cellular component (GO): extrinsic component of membrane
Source: RefSeq, a predicted model, not a curated record